Molecule: messenger RNA, 4206 nt
Organism: Mytilus californianus (California mussel)
Lineage: Eukaryota; Metazoa; Mollusca; Bivalvia; Mytilida; Mytilidae
Exons: 15
Coding region: 1-4206 (1401 amino acids)
Molecular function (GO): serine-type endopeptidase activity
Source: RefSeq, a predicted model, not a curated record
AUGACUGGAAGACGAAAUUACUUCCUGGCUGAUAUACGAGGAGACAUCGAGAGUCCGGGGUUUCCCAAGCUAUAUCCAGACAAUUACAACGCUACCUACAUUAUUUUUUCAAUUCACACAUUUAUUCACUUGCAGUUUCAGUCUUUCAAUUUAGAAUCGUCGUAUAGAGGCAUGUGUUUUGAUGCUGUAUCUGUGAUAUCGGAUAAAACCGACAUUUUAUGUGGUGCUUUCCAGACCGAAGAAUUAGAAACAUUGUACUUCGUAUCAGUUACGGGUAAACUAGCUGUAACAUUUUCUACUGACAAUAAAAUUGGACACAGUGGAUUCCGAUUUAUUUACUUCACUGUAGACAAACAUGAAUGCAACAAAACGUUGACACUUACCAACGACAACAUUACCAGUAUUGCCUACCCAAAGCUUUACUUUCCAUGGAUGUAUUGUGUAAUUAGUAUCCGUUUACCAUCCGAGUUUCGUAUUCAAUUGACUAUAAAAGACAUGGAUAUUCCAAUGAAAACAAACGGAGAGUGCUUAAAUGACAGUUUACAAAUUAUUUCAGGAAAUAGUACUGAUACAUUGUGUGGUAAUUCAUCCGAAUAUUCGUCUGAACAAUUGUUUUAUCAGUCUUCACUUUCAGAAGUGGAUAUAAUUUUCACUUCAGACUAUUUACACGAAGGUAGAGGAUUUUGGAUUGAAUAUUCCAGUCAUGUUCCUUGCUCAAACAAAACUUUUGUAAACACUUCAGGUAAUGUUUAUAGUGAUAACUAUCCGAAUAAGUACUCUAACAACCAGGACUGUUUUUACAUUAUUCAAUUAUCCGAAACAAAUGGUCUUUUAGAACUUGUUUUUGAAUCGUUCUAUACAGAAGCCGUCAAUGAUGCCUUUCUCAGAGGAGAUCUAUGCAAUUUAGACUAUUUGGAAAUACACAUAGAUGAUAAAGUAGAACGAAUAUGUGAAUAUUCGUUUGAAAUCGUGCGAAAUCCUUUGACGUGGGAAGAAAGCCAAAAUGACUGCCAACAUAAAGGGGGGUUUCUUGUAGCUAUCACUGAUAUUGACACCCAAUUGAUGUUAGAAAAAUAUUUAAUUCAAAGCCAAAACUGUACAUUAGAAUUGGAUGCAUUUUGGAUUGGUGCCAAUGAUGCCCUUACUGAAAAUCAUUUUCAAUGGGUAAAUGGACACCCUGUUGAAUUCGAAUAUUGGUUUCCGGGUUGGCAUGGAAACGGACACUUAAAUAAACAACCAAGUGAUGAUGGCUUUUCAGAGGAGGACUGUGUUGAAAUUCGACGUACAUUCCAUAACUUAAAUAAAGGUACAUCAGUAGCUGAACAUUUCUUUUGGAAUGACAGAAAAUGUACCACCAGGAAUCCGUAUAUUUGUCAAAUAAGCAAAUUCGACGAUAACCAGUCAACUGUUCUUCCACCUACAGUACAGAGUUACAUGUUCUAUCUGAAUUCAAGUCAACCAGAUGUCAUGAUAGAAAGCCCUGGGUUUCCUGAACAUUAUCCUAUGCUAUCCGAUAUCAAUUAUACCAUUAUAGUACCUACUGGUUACAAUGUUGCUGUUAGGUUUAACCACUUCAAUAUAGAAUCGUCAGACUCAUGCAUCUACGAUAAUUUGACAUUAGCCUCUGUUGUCAGGACUGAAGAACAUAAAACAACAUGUGGUGACUGGAAUACGAAAUUAAAGAAAAUGACUUGGGUAUCUGAAACAAACAUAGCAGUCCUACGCUUUAGAUCAGAUAAAUCUAUAUAUAGGUCCGGAUUCUCUCUGACAGCUUCAAUUUACAAGUGUGACACGUGUGAAGUGAUGCAAUUAAUCCCAGCAAGAGGAAAAGGUCAACCAAUUAUAUCUGUUCAAAGUGUUCAAUGUGAAAUAAAAGCAUCAUUUGUCUGUGUUUUGUACAUUCCUGAAACAAAAAUUCAGGAAACAACUGUUAAUUGUACGUCAUAUACUGGUGAAAUAUCAAUGAUAAAAGAUGAUAGUAUUCAUUAUGACAACAAUCGUAUUAGACAGUUCCAAUUUCAAGCUCCAAAAUAUCACCGUAUUGUAUUAGAAAUAACAUUUUUAGAUUUAGAAUUUCAAUCAGAUUGUUUAUAUGAUGCUCUGAUAUUUAGAGGUUUCAAAAAUGAUUAUUCUCCUACGCCAACCAUUGUUGCAGCAAAACAGCUACAACCAAAUUCAAGUGGAGAGAUUGUAAGCCCGCAUUAUCCUGACUUUCCACCACUUAAAAUCGUUCAGAUUACAAGUUUAGCUGCCCCCAUUGGUUACCGGAUAGAUUUAAAUAUGUCUACCUAUGUUUCAAAAGUGAAUGGAAACUGUCGAAAUUGCAGUUUUUAUGAGAAACCUCUUAUUAGUACACAGUCAAAACGAACACUAAUGGACGAGCCUAUUUGGAUAGGGAUGAUAACAGUUCUGAUUUUAUUAAUUCUAUUCGGACUGCUUCUUUUAACUAGACGUAGAUGUAGUAGAUACUUCAAGUGUUGCGAAGAUACAGAUGAAAUUCUCAAAAAACAAGCAGAGAAUGCUAUACCUGCGCACAAAAAUUAUACUCCGUCCACACAAGGAACCCCAACAGGGACCAGCACAUCAGCAUUGAAAUUUAAAUUUGAAGAAGAAGAUUCGUCUAACUUCUUAAAAGUAGAGUCACAGAAUGACAUGGAGCCAUUUCAUACACCUCCAAUUGACGUGGAAAAUUUUGGAGCUGCAGUCCGACUUUUUGAUGCCUAUAACAGUAAAUCUGAGAAACGAUGCGCUGAAAAACAGCUAUCAAUAUUAGGAUAUGAAAAUCAACAAUCAUCUGGAAUUGUGGACGGAACACUACAAUUUCUGCAGCUUGAUACUGAAGUUUUGUCAUCGGAUAAUGAAACAUAUUCGAAGUUUAUGCCAUUUUCCAAUCCAGAAUUGCGAAAAUCACUUUCAUCGUUACCAGUUUCACAAAAAGAACGCACCUCAACAUUUGUGAAAUCGAAUUCAGUACAAGCAGAUUUUAGUAGUGUGACUCACUGUUAUCCUCAUAUAGUUAUUGUGAAUGAUACUAGUUAUGAAAAUUUAGAUGAUGCCGAGAAUGACGACAUUCCUAAAUUGACUAGAGAACGAAAAAAAUCUAUACAGAGACAAAAGACCUUAGACGAUCUUGAUGCUCAGAGGAAAAGAGAAGUAUUUGCAUCGAAAUCAAAAACUUCAAGUACAAUGCUUGAUAUACCACCGUUUGAGUCGCAUUUGGCACAGAGAAGAAUUAAGUGCAAUCACGAGUUGGCGAGAAGAUCUCCAAGCAUUACACCUACGUCAUUUGAAUCAGACCCUUCCUACCGUUACAACAGAAGAUAUAGAAUAAAAUCCGGAGCAGAUUCCUCAGAGGAUGAAAUAGAUCGAUUUAUGAAUAGAUCAUUUUGCUCGCAACCGGAUCGAUUACAAGAAACGGUAAAUGAAUGUAAAUGCUGUGGAAUCGAAAGAGUGCGACCAAAAAGGCCUAAAUAUUUAAGGAUGUCCCGUAAAAAAUCACAGCAACAUAUUCACAGUGUUACGUCAGACAGGUCAAGUAGUUGUGAAAAGAGACGACAUCGACGUCAUCCAAGAGUUUCUAGUUUGAAUGACGUUGGAUAUCACAAAAGAGAUCAUGUUUCAAGACAUGCGUUAUCGAUUCCUUAUGAAAAUUCAGAGUCUGCUAAAAGGGUUUCUUUACAUAUCAUGGAAGAAAAUCAAAUAGACAACGAUGAAUAUCGUAAGAUGCCUGUUAGAAAAUCAAGAAGUAAUGAUCUUAAUUUGAACAAAACCCCUAGUGCUAACCAAGUUUCAGAUGAUGGAUCACCUUUCAGAAAACGUAGCCAUUCAUUUCAUUCAGAAACAUCAGAUACAAAAAAAACUCAUAAUCCAGAUGAUCUUUUAAAUAACGAUCAGAAAUCUGGUCCGUCAUUUUAUCUAGGAAAUGAAAAUCAAGAACAAGAAAAGUCUAAAACGUUAGAACAUUCCACAACAGACCUGGCAGUAGUGUCUACUUCCUCAGCGUUAAGUGUAACCGACACAGAUACUGGUUUCUCGUCAUCGUCACCAUGGCGGGAAACCACAGACGAGAAUGUCGCUGAAAAACUUAGAAUUCACAGCCUAAAAGAUUCAGCAUAUCAAACAAAGCAGUCAUCUGUCGAACGACAUCCAUACGAAGGUCCUAAAAAUUCUUACGAAAAUCCUGAAGAUAUGAAGAUAAACGAGUGA